AUGGCGCUACCAAAAAAAAAUGUUCGCCGAACACGACUCUUACACCCUUCCCGCAGCACUUCGGAUGGAGCGGCAGCUUUUCGUGCUUACUCAAUUCCUUUCCGUUAAUGCAGGGCUUUGCCCUUACCUAAAAUGGCUCCACUGGUCUCCGGCGCUACACGGCUUACACGGAGAGGGCGUGGCAUCCCGGGAAUCCCUGCUUUCGCCCACAAGCAAAAUGGCGCCCUCUGCUGUCUAGCUAGCGCCAUUUUGCUUGAGGGCAGAGGCUUGAGCUUUUUCGAGUUCUCCCUCCCCACCCCCACACCCGCAGCAGUCGAAGGUUCCCUGGCAGGCAGGGCUGUGAACCCCGUGCAAGCAGUCGACGCCAUUUUCCAGAGAGAGGCAGUGACAUAGAGCCAGCGUAGGCUGAGACACGGGAGGAGUGGGGUUUGUACACAUUGGGGCUGCAGUCAGCACAGGCACUGCAAAUACCCGCUAUUUGUCUCUCGAGCGCCUGCCGUUCCUGGAGGGCUUCAGUCAGGUCAGUACGGCUGGACGUUCCCUGUGCAGAUAACGGUCCCGACACUUCUCCUGUCACCUCACAGACUACCGCUAGCAGGGGGUGAGCACUGAGCCCCCCUCUUCUUCCCCCCUCCAUAGUGCCAGGCUCAGCACCGGACAGGAGGGUGUGUGUGACUCGGAGGACUUGCUUGUGGUUCCUGGCUGGUGCACAUUGUAGGUUUGUGGAUGCACUUAGAUGUUUGCAAUGAGCACUGUGGCUGGCAUGCCCCAGUGUUUUGGAUCCCGAUGCAGAGGACUCCAUAGUUAUCGAAUUUAUCAGAAGCGAACGUCAUGAGCAUAGUGGUCCCUUUGCGGGUUAAGACAGCAGAGACUCUAUAUUUAGAAAUGGCUGCUGGUUCAGAACCUGAAUCUGUAGAAGCAAGCCCUGUUGUAGUUGAAAAGUCAAAUAGUUAUCCACAUCAUUUAUAUACCAGCAGUUCUCACCAUUCACACAGUUAUAUUGGCUUGCCUUAUGCGGACCACAACUAUGGUGCUCGUCCUCCACCAACGCCUCCUGCAUCUCCACCUCCUGUUCUUGUUAAGAAUGAAGUGAACAUAUUUACUACUCCUCACUUUGAUGAGACUUCCAGUGCUACAACCAUCAGCACAUCAGAAGAUGGAAGUUAUGGGUCAGAUGUCACCCGAUGUAUUUGUGGUUUCACCCAUGAUGACGGUUAUAUGAUUUGUUGUGACAAAUGCAGUGUAUGGCAACAUAUAGAUUGCAUGGGCAUUGAUAGACAAAAUAUACCAGAUAUCUAUUUGUGUGAGCGCUGUCAGCCUCGUGCUCUGGACAGGGAGAGAGCUGUAUUACUUCAACAAAGAAAGCGAGAACAUUUGUCAGAUGAUCUUCAAACCUGCUACAAUGGUAGAGGCAACAGCGGAAACCUUUUAUCUGAUGGUGACACAAGUGCAACUGAGAGUUGUGAUGAAGUUCCUAUGGAGCUGUACACAGCUUUCCAGCACACUCCAACAACACUUACACUCACUGCUACAAGGGUAACCAAGACAAAUGACAAGAAACGGAAAAAAAGUGGAGAAAAGGAGCAGACUGCUGCAAAAUCUAAAAAGGCCUUCAGAGAAGGAUCAAGAAAAUCUUCCCGAGUUAAGGGUUCUGCUCCUGAAAUUGACCCUGGUGAUAGUUGCAUAUAUGGAUGGGAGAGUAAAAUCAAGGCUUGGAUGGACCACUAUGAAGAAGCAAGCAUCAACCAGUACAGUGAAAGUGUUCAGAGAGAGGCACAAAGAAUAGCUUUAAGACUUAGUUGUGAAAAUGACAAAGAACAAAUCGUCAAGAUAAACUACAGCACCAGCAAUCAUAUUUUUAAACCACCUGUCGAGCAGAGCUAUUUGCAGAAGAACAAGAAAAUAUUAAAGGCGGCCAAAGACCUGCUUCCUGAAACUUUAAUUAUUGAAUACAGAGGAAAGUUUAUGCUGCGGGAUCAGUUUGAGGCGAAUGGAUAUUUUUUUAAAAGGCCAUAUCCAUUUGUUUUAUUCUAUUCGAAAUUUCAUGGGCUAGAAAUGUGUGUUGAUGCAAGAACUUUUGGCAAUGAAGCAAGAUUCAUCAGACGGUCUUGUACUCCCAAUGCUGAGGUACGACAUAUUAUUGAAGAUGGAACCAUUCAUCUUUAUAUUUAUUCAAUUGCAAACAUUCCAAAGGGUGCAGAAGUCACAAUUGCAUUUGAUUUUGACUAUGCUAAUUGCAAAUAUAAGGUGGAUUGUGCAUGCCUCAAAGAUGAUCUUGAUUGCCCGGUUCUCCGAUGUAGUACUGAACCAACAGAAAACUUCAACAGUGGUUAUGAUACUAGAAGAAAAAAAGGAAGAAAAGAAAAGGAGAUUUCCAAAGAGAUAGAGUCUCAAAAUCAGAAUGUUCUAGUGGACACCGAUGAUGCUGUAGCCAAACUGAAAUCGCCAGAUAAACAGAGGAAGAUGUCCCCUCUUCGACUGUCACUAUCUAAUAAUCAGGAGCCAGAUAUUAUUGAUGAUAUAGAAGAAAAAACUCCUAUUAGCAAUGAAGUAGAAAUGGAAUCUGAGGAACAGAUUGCAGAAAGGAAAAGGAAGAUGACAAGAGAGGAAAGAAAAAUGGAAGCGAUUCUUCAAGCUUUUGCAAGACUAGAAAAGCGGGAAAAAAGGAGAGAACAAGCCUUAGAGAGAAUUGGUACAUCUAAAACUGACGUCAAACCUGACAUGAAGGACCUCCAGAUUGUCAGUGAAUGUGAGCUCCCUGAGGAACCUGUGAAAGAAGAACCUGUCAGCAAGCCUACUCCUGCAAAAAUAAACAGGACAAAACAAAGGAAAAGUUUUACUAGAAGCAGAACUCACAUUGGGCAGCAGCGCCGGCGGCACAGAACUAUAAGCACCUGCUCAGAUGUCCAGCCUUCCUCCCCAGAUGUGGAGGCCAUGCCACAGCAAGUGGAAACUGAGACUAAUACACUUGUGGAAGAGCCCGUUAGUGAGAACUCUUCUACCACAGCAGUGGUUGCAACUGCAGAUAAUGAUGAAGUUGCAGAUAUUGAUUCAGUUGCACAAAACAAAUGCCCGCCUAAAUACCCCAAAACAAAAAAGUCUUCAGUAUGCACUUGUGUGACACUUCAAAAAUGGAAGGACACUCUUGUUACACACUUGGUUAAUGAAUGGUUAAGUGAAAAGCAUGAAAAGUCUGGCAAACAUGGGGAGACAUUUUUGGAAAGACCUUUGCGGAUAACCACAGACCCUGAAGUUCUGGCAACACAGCUAAAUUCUUUACCAGGUCUUGUCUACAGUCCACAUGUGUAUACCACUCCAAAGCACUAUAUUCGAUUCACCUCUCCGUUCCUGUCUGAGAAAAAGAAGAGACAAAAAGAUGAGGAGAUUGUUUUGGGUUACUGCAAAAAGCGAUGGCUGAAACAAGCUUUGGAGGAGGAACUUUCUGCACCUCUGAAUCCAUUUGAUUCUCCUGCUCAAGAUCGAUCCCAAAGCCCCAGUACAUUUGCAGAAAAUAAGUGCCACUUAGUCAUGAAUGGCAGUUGCCCACUGACUUCAGACCUAACAACCCCUUUGAAAAAAAGGAGAAUGUAUCAAUUGUUGGACUGUGUGUACUCAGAAAAUUCUACACCUACUGCAUCUCCUUAUGCAACACCAACACGUAUAGAUAUGCCUUCUGCGGAUGCAUCACUAUUCAGUACUCCUCCCAGGAUAAAGGUAGAGGAUGAAAGUUGUCGUAACAGUUACAAGCAGACUUAUUCGCCGGUUAAUUCUGUAACUGCCUGUGUCCGUGGAAAUCACUUGCAUUUUGAGAGCAUUUCUUCACCAGAAAGUUCUCCUGAGCUAAACAGAAGAUCCAAUAGCCUGGAGGCUAAUGAACGGGCAGCACCAGCUCUGGCUAUGAACUCUUUCAGAAAUUCUAACUUAACUGAAAUGGGAUUGCAGGAAAUAAAGACUAUAGGUUACUCUAGCCCACGGAGUAGGACAGAAAGUGAGUCUGUACCAGAUCAUCAUUUAGGACUUGAACUGAAUGAACAGGCUACACUGCAAAAAAACAUGGAGUCUCUGUCACGGGAUAGGACUGAUUCAACCAGCCAGCAGGAAACUGCUCACUGUGGACGGGGCACUGUGUUUUCUUCGUGGAUGAAAAGCCCUGAAAGGACAGGGGUCAACUUUUCUGCAGUUAAUUCAAAUUUAAGAGACUUGACUCCAUCACACCAGCUGGAGGUUGGUGGCGGAUUCCGAAUGAAUGACUCAAAGUGCCUAAUUCAAGAGGAUGCCCGAACUAUAUUUAUGGAAGGUUCCAUGUUUUGCCCCUCAGACGAAGGACUUAUGUCUGGAUUUGGAAGAGCACUUAGUAGUGAUGGUGUUCUAGAUGGAAAUGGAACACCUUUAAAUCCUCCACAAAAGAAAAAGGUAUCCUUGUUGGAGUACCGAAAAAGACAACGUGAAGCAAGAAAGAGUGGCUCAAAACCGGAAACGUUGUCCUUGGUCACACUUUCACCACAUCCUGAGAGCGGAAAUUUUGUCGGGAACUGUGUUGGUGAAAAUUGCAGUGUGGAGAGUGUGGAGCCAACUGAGAGUGUAGCUAAUGUAGCUAAUGUGACUGCUCCACUGCCAACUGAAGCCCCGAAUAUCCCCACAGAGGAUACAGACCAAAAUUCUCCAGCAACGGAUGCCGCCUCUAGUGAGAAAAGUGAUCCUGAGGUGCAGUGGACUUCUUCAACCUCUGUGGAACAGGUUAGAGAAAGAAGCUAUCACAGGGCCUUGUUAUUGAGUGACCACAGAAAGGAUAAAGAUGGCGAUGUUGACCUGGAGAAUGAUGAGAGCAUACAAGAAAUCCAGUCUCCUGAUGCAUCACAGAAUUGCAGCAGUCCUAGACAGAACACGCCUUGUUCUGCAGGCCCUAAGGAUUCCAUAAAGACUGAUCCUUCCCAGGAAACCGCUGUAAAUACAAAUUCGGCAGAAACGUCAAGCCCUUUCAAAUCAGAGAUGCAAGCGAAACAGCCGUCACUUUCAAAAUCUCAUGUUGCUCAACCUCAUUCACAGAAGCUGCCUUCUACACCUUUAAAGCUGCAUUGUCCUUCCUCCCCUCAUCUGGAACAGUCACCAAAGGCUUCACCACACACCCCUAUACAACAUGGUUACCUUUCACCAAAGCCUCAUUCUCAACAGUUAGGAUCCCCGUUCAGGCCCCAUCACCCUCCAUCACAUCAGACGGGGACACCACAAAGAGAAAACCAUGUUAACUUCUAUCCUGUUUCCCAAAACCUUCAACCCUCGACUCCCCAACCAGCAAGUGGACAAUUGUUCUCCCAGGCCCAGACGGGACAGUGUACAACAGUCUAUACUUCUUUUAAUCAACAGACUGUAAACAAUUCUGCCCCACCUCCGCCACCUCCUCCUCCAACAACAACAAACUUUUAUCAAAACCAGCAGCCCUCUGGGUCUUUUCAGAACUACAGUCAAAUCAAAGGAAGUAUUCCCCAGCAAACUGUGUUUACAUCUUGUCCAAACCAGGGCCAUCCAACCACCUCUGGGCAACCAGCAAUUCAAGGACAUCAUGUCAAUUCGGGACAUUAUUUGCCUUCACAAAACUCUGCUGUCCAUCUUCAGAGCACAGCAUCAAGUGUCCCUCCCCCUCCACCACCUCCUCCACCGGGAUGCCCCCAGGCACACGUGCCAGGUGCAGUUAAUGCUGUUCCAGGUGCUAGUGGCACUAUUAUUCAUUCUCAGACAACAGGACAUCAUUUGCCACCACCUCCCCCUCCUCCACCAGGCCCUAGUCCUCACCAUUCGCACAUGCAACAUGUAUCAGCAGGACAUCAAGGACUGCCAGUGCAACACCAGCAUGUUUUAAGUGCAGCUCCUCCUCCCCCUCCCCCUCCUCCACCACCGCCACCUCAAUCCACUAAUGUUUUAGGCGGGUCUGGACACCAUUCGGCAUCAGCACAAGGAUUGCACUUACAGACUCACCAAGGACCUCCAAUUUUUCCUUCAGGAGCUCAUGCCGGUGUAGCCUCAUACUCAGCCCAAGCUCCUGUUCACAAUACAGUGGGACCUGUGCCACAACACCAGUCCCCUGCAGCAGGACCUCACCACCCAAUUCCUAGUCAGGGGACUCAUAUUCAGCCACAAGGACCAAACAGUAUUGCAUCGGCUGCAGGGUUUUGUCCCCAUCCUGGGUCUGUAAAUCUCCCCCAUGGGGUGCAAGGACCACAGCAGGCCUCUACAGUGCCUGGACAGAUACCUAUUCAUAGACCACAGGUGCCACCAACUUUCCAAAAUAACUACCAUGGCUCAGGCUGGCAUUAGAUUUGGCUUCACUUAAAUAAACAUUUUUGAAAUGUGUAAAAUUGUACAUUUUAUAUGUACCUUACAAAGGUACUUUUUAAAGCCUGUAUAUGGAAAUUUGUAAAAAUGCAGUUACCAGUGCGCUUUCAUUUUAUUUUUAUAUCUGUUAUCUGUGCUUUUAAGCCAGUUUCAAGUCUUUAGAUUAUAAGUAUACAUUCCAGUUCUGUUUGAUUGCAGUGUAGUUUAUGCUGCACAACAUCACCUGUCGAAAUUCAAUUCAUUUAGUGAACGUUUUGUAUUGUAUGUUUUUAUACAUGUGAUUUAAAUACACAGGUAAAAGCACUAACACUUUUUUUUUUUCCUGUGCCGUGUGUGAGUAUCGCUAACACGCCAGUUUCAAUGUUACAUUGCUACCUUGCUUAUUUACACAAUUGUAAUUUAAUGUAUAGUUGUUUGAACAAUUUGACUUCAUUAGAAGUUUUGUAAAUACUGUAUUUGCUUGUAUAUUGCUUUCAGCUUCCACCUCAUUUGAUAAAACAUUGUACAUAGUUUUUUUUUAUUGUAUGAUCCUUGUGGAAGUAGUACAGUAUAUGACAUUUAAUUUUUUUUUUUGUAAUAUACUGUCACAUUGCAGCACUCGUUGGGCAUUUUAAUUCAUGUUAAUAAACCACAAUUAUGUCUGUUUUAUCAGGUUAGUCCUUUCAUACAUUUUAAAAAAUGUUGAGGCAUAAUUACAGCACUUAAACUGUACAUUAAAAUGCAUUGUCAGUACUUUUUCCUGACUAUUCCAAAA
This is a messenger RNA of Rana temporaria (common frog), 7084 nucleotides long. RefSeq names its product lysine methyltransferase 2E (inactive) (gene KMT2E). The coding region runs from base 832 to 6312 and encodes 1826 amino acids. The transcript has 27 exons. Gene Ontology annotation, molecular function: protein binding. The record is from RefSeq and is a predicted model, not a curated record. Lineage: Eukaryota; Metazoa; Chordata; Amphibia; Anura; Ranidae.